Molecule: messenger RNA, 668 nt
Organism: Chlorocebus sabaeus (green monkey)
Lineage: Eukaryota; Metazoa; Chordata; Mammalia; Primates; Cercopithecidae
Source: RefSeq, a predicted model, not a curated record
AUGCUGCUCUGGCUGGACAUGCAACAGCUGGCCGGGGUCCUCGGCAGUGGGCCCAGGCAGGCAUCUGCGUGUGAGUCACUGUGCCUGGCCAAGCUCUAUAACUUUCAUGUACACAAAAGUACAUUCCAGUUCUCAACUCCUCAUCUAAAAAGACAGUUCAGAGACCAGGACACGGUGACUGGUUUCCUGCCAGGUGGCAUAGGGGAGCUUAACAAGAACUACCAUCCCAAUUUCCUGGUGGUGAAGAAGCAUACAACCAUCAGUGAGAUCAAAGACACUUUCCAGCAGUUUCUAAAGGACGACAUUGGCAUCAUCCUCGUCAACCAGUACAUUACAGAGAUGGUGAGGCACGCCUUGGAUGCCUACCAGUGCUCCAUCCCAGUCAUCCUGGAGAUCCCCUCCAAGGAGCACCCAUAUGACGCCACCAAGGAAUCCAUCCUGGGCAGGGCCAGGGGCAUGUUCUCUGCCAAAGACCUGCUCUAGGGGAUUCCUCACAGCCCAAAGCCCCUGCCUCAUUUCCAGGCCUCUCCCCAGGCUUGCCAUCAGCCUUCUUUAAGUUAUGAGCCUCUGACUUCCAAUUCCCAUCUCUCCCCACUUCAUGAAGAGGCUAGGUGAGGCGCUCUUAGGUUGCUUGGGCUCUGCUGUUAAAGUCAAGGCUAGUUAAGGAA